ACAGAGAGGGAGAGAGAAAAUACCGAAAAGGCCGCAGCUAGUAGUAGGAAAUGUAAGAGUGUCGCGUCGUCGCCAAUCUCGCGCCACAUUUUCGAUAGCCGCGCGCUUUACUUUCUCAAUCACCCUUGGUCGCUCAACUUCUCUUCUUACCGUUAAAGUUCUCACUCCAUGACUUCACGAAAGCACCGUGCGAUGGCCUUUGUUCAUCGUCAUCUAAGCGGAAUUAAACACUGAGACCAAGGAAAUAUUGAAGGUAAAUGGUAGCGGGUAAAAAGUGAGACCAAGAACAUGGCCGAGUUCCAGCCAAUGGGCCUCGGGCUAUUUCUCCUUGCUGCUCUCCUUGUUCUCGCUGCUCCGAGUCCAGCCGCACUUCGCAAAUUGGAUCGUGAGCGCUGCAAUAAGACGGUGGAGAUUUACGAGGACGUAUCAAGCCCAGCGGUGAACGCUGAGACGUGGGGCAAGCCGUUGACAUGCAGCUACCGCUUCCGGGCGAUACGCGGUUCGCCCCGCGACUGGAUACUGCGAGUCCGCUUCAAGAAGUUCAAGGUCGGAACCCUCGUCAAUGCCACUACCUGCCUGGGUGGUUACAUGCAGAUAACCGAUGGUAACGCGAAGACUGAGGUUAGCAACCGUAAGGAUCCUGGGGUGUUUUGCGGUGAGUCGGAGCAACCGCAGACCUUCAUCUCGGAGACAAGCGUUGUUCGAGUGCUUUUCCAUACGGACAAUUUUACCGAUCAGACUUACUUUAGCUUCGAUUCACGCGCCGAGCAACAGUUCGAGGUUUAUCUUCGUUAUGGCCAGCAUCCCGAGCUUUAUCCAAAUAGACGCGGAGAGGUCUUAGCCGGCACCUACUGCGAACGAAGCUUUAGAGACUGCAGGCUGCAGACUUGCUAUGUUCAGAGUCCAGCUUAUCCGGGCAUCUAUCCUCGUGACUUGCACUGCAAGUACCACCUCAACACGCGGCUACCCUUCAUAAAGCUCUACAUCGAGAACGAGGAGUUCAACAUCGACGGCCAGCGAUGCGAGAACAUCAUGACCUGCCCGAUGCGGCCGAUUAGUUCCGGAGCAGAACACUGCCCUUACGACUAUGUUCGUAUCUACGACGGCCUCAACGAAACCGCUCCUGUUAUUGGCACCUUUUGCGGCAUGGGCAAGUUUCCGUAUAGUAUAAUAGGCACUGGUAAGGAUUUAUACGUGGAGUUUGUGUCAUCGUCAGCCGGUCCGUUGCUAAACACUGGCUUUCACUUUAAUGUGGGAAAUUGGCCUGGACAUGUGGAUACUGCUAGUACCAAGAAUGGUAGCUGCGAUUGGAUCCUCAGCAGUGAAACCCUUCAAGCAAAGGAUGAAGGCAUAUUUCUGUCAGUAGCUCAUUGGUAUCCACCGCACACGAGCUGCACUUACUUGCUCAAAGGUCGGAAAGGUGAAAUAACUAGGCUUUACUUUCCAAGCUUCAGGGUAAAUCGCAUCGAGUCACCAAUUCAGCCAUACGAGGGUGAUUGCGCCGAGAGCCUGACACUCUAUGAUGCCGACUGGGCUGACGACGCGCGUAUUAUCAAGACGUUUUGUGACACCUUCAGUAAGCCCAUGGAAAAGCACGACUUUGUAUCUACUUCAAAUUCCUUAUUUGUGCGCUUCGAAAGUAAAACCGGAAGCUACUCCGGAAGUUCUUUAUACUAUUGGGCACAUUAUGAUUUUUUUAACGCGACUAGAUUCGGCGAUCCAGUACCUAAUACCGAAUGUGACGAGGUAUUUUCAUCUUGGAAAAAUCGCUCUGGAAAAUUCCGCUCACCUCUCAACACUCUUCUCUAUAAAAGAUCUGGAGACCCAGCUAAUGAUCUGACUUGCACAUACACUUUUAUCACGGAUAAAAGGCUUUAUGCCAGGAUCAUCCUUACUUUGCACUCAGUUAAUUUUAAAGAACAUCCAUAUGCUCCAUGUAGCCACUGCUGGGGGAGUCGAGCCGAUCGCGUUAUCAUUUACGAACCUCAACAUCCUCCAAAUAGUAAUAGUCCAAAUGGACUGAAUACUCCAAAUAAUUCUGGCAAUAACAAUAACAAUAAUCUCCUGGUGAAUCUUCAUCAAUCAUCGUUGAAUCCAAGCAAAGGCUACUGCCGUUGCAAGCUCUCUCCGAGCGACCCACCGAUUCGCAUAAUAUCACGUGGCGAGAAACUAGAACUAAAGUUUUUGGUCGAUGGAGCACAUGCAGCGACAAGUUAUUUUAAACAACCGGCUCCGCUCUUUGAGGCAAGCUUCGAAUUCGUCCAUAGUCCUCUGUGCGGUCCGGCAGUCCUUCAGCCAACUACAUACGGUAAAUUAGAGUUUCCUUAUUACGAUGCGCUCAGUUACGUUACGCCGCCGCGGUUUAUAAAGUGCAUUUGGGAAUUACGCGUAAACGUGGAGCGCGACUUAUGGCUACACUUGGACAAGACAAAGUUUGCAUCACGCUCGUGUGAGGACGGCAAAUUGGAGAUCUUCCUUCCUGCAUCCGGAGGGUAUUCGCCCGAACCCUAUAUUGCAAUUUGUGGUGAAAACGUGAGCUACGUCAAAGAAAUUCCUAUUUUAACAGCGGCUCAAAUAGCACCCGCCGAUCCAGGCGAAUCGGGUUCUCCUAGCGUGACCAUUCAGUUUACAGGGUCUAUGGCACUCGCUAGGGCUGAAUUCAAAAUCGAAUGGACGGAAUUGUAUCAUCUACCUAGGGAUACUUCGGGCAAUCUAAAUGUACAGAAACUCGAAGAUUGCGCCUUCCAGUGUCCAGCGGAUGCUGGAUGUAUACCCGAAAGAUUGCUGUGCGAUGGCGUAGUCAAUUGUCCAAUGCCAUCUAGAACGUUAAAUAAUUCAACUAUCCGAGAGGCUGACGAUGAGUCGCGAGAAACGUGUGGUAAGCUUCUGGAGCCCAGAAACGAUGACAAUACAUCAAUUAGCGAUCUUGUUGGAUCGACGGGUUGGACUGGUGCUGGCCUUGGUGCAGCUCUUGCUAUUCUGCUUGGACUUUGUUGCCUCGUGUGCACCUGUCGUAUGUGCAAGAAGAGCUCGUCCUCAAGAGACAUACAUGUACCAUAUUAACAAGAUUUUUAUUUAAAAUUUUCGAAAAUGUUACUUUUGAUGUACGAUGUAAUCUUAUUGCCUCACGUCUAAUGGUUCGACAGGAAAAUACAAAGAUAGUCUAUAUUUUGACGGGUUGAAAAAAGUCAAAAUACGUCAUGGAUAAAAUAAAAAUACUAAGACCAUUAUUAGUAAUCAAUAAGCCAAAAAAUUAUUCCAUUUAUAUUAAUAAAAUAUAGCUUUCUGAAUUAUGAAUUCAUACAGUCACUCUUUUUAAUGACGCCAACAGUAUUCGUUCGUUAAUAAGUAAUGAGUUAAAUAUUUUAGUUUGUAAAUUCAUUUUCAGGCUUUGGUGCCCAAUUUAAGUAAUCGAUAAAUAAGUAGAUAUGUAGA
Messenger RNA from Ceratosolen solmsi marchali, 3435 nucleotides. RefSeq lists its product as uncharacterized. The record is from RefSeq and is a predicted model, not a curated record. NCBI's taxonomy places the organism in Eukaryota, Metazoa, Arthropoda, Insecta, Hymenoptera, Agaonidae. The transcript is spliced from 5 exons. Gene Ontology annotation, molecular function: protein binding. Gene Ontology annotation, cellular component: plasma membrane. Bases 289 to 3063 code for a protein of 924 amino acids.